UUCACUUUUGUCUUUUGUUUCAGUGCGAAAGCAUCUGCAACUUUGGACCUUAAAAAGAAAGAAAAAUCAACAUACAAACUGAUAAGGACGAGUCCACAAGAAUUAAAGAGCUAUCACCUACUUUACUGUCUUCUAUCUUCCGCCAUUGAUUGCGCUUUUUUGAUUGAAGCGCCCCCAUAAACAACAAAAAGAAGCAAAGAUUCCUCAAUUCCUUCUUCCCCGCAGGUCCUCUUCUUCUUCUUCCUCCAUUUCCGAGAAACUGACAAUGUGGCUUACAUGAGAGACUCUUUGAUUCCUUGGAGAAAAAAGGGUUUUGUGUUUUUUUUUCUUUUCCAAUUCCGAAGUCAUGCGGAUAAUAUGUUGGAUGAUACUAGUCUUAGUGAUAAGCACUUCAGGUUCUUCUUCCGACUUCGAAGCUCUUCUCGAGCUCAAGAAAGGCAUAAAGACAGACCCAUCGGGUAAAGUCUUUACUUCAUGGGAUGCAAAUGCUCUAUCCUCCUCCGACAAGUGUCCUCAAACCUGGUACGGAGUUUCUUGCAGUAGCGGAGACGUCACAUCCAUAGAUUUGAACGGUUUAGGUCUGGUCGGAGAGUUCAGUCUCCCCGUCAUCGCCGGUCUCCGGAAGCUUCAGAACUUGUCCAUCUCCGACAAUCACUUCUCCGGAACUCUCUCCAAGAUCGGUUCUCUCAGGUCUCUCAAGCAUCUGGAUAUAUCCAACAACAUGUUCCGCGGCUCACUACCUUCCGGGAUCGACGAUCUCGACAGGUUGAAGUACCUUGAUCUGCAAGGGAACGGUUUCUCCGGGGAAGCGAUGAGCUUGUUCUCUCAGCUACAUAGCGUGGAAUACGUGGACGUGAGCAGGAACAGCUUGUCGGGCUCGCUUGAUUUGGGUCUGGCGAAGUCGAGCUUUGUUUCUUCGGUUCGGUACUUGAACGUGAGUGGGAACUCUUUGGUCGGAGAGCUUUUCGCUCACGACGACGGCAUCCCGUUUUUCGAUAGUUUAGAGGUGUUUGAUGCUAGCAGUAACCGCUUCUCUGGCUCUCUCCCUUCCUUCAGCUUUGUUGUCUCUCUCAAGAUUCUUAGGUUACAGGACAAUCAGUUCUCGGCUUCUUUACCGCAGGGCCUUCUUCAGGAGAGCUCAACUAUCUUAGCUGAGCUAGAUCUUAGCCUCAAUCAACUUGAAGGUCCUGUUGGAAGUAUAACCUCUUCAACGCUAAAGAAACUCAACCUGUCGUCAAAUAGACUAUCGGGCGCCUUACCGUUGAGAAUAGGCCACUGUGCCGUUAUUGAUCUGAGUCACAAUAACAUCUCAGGGGACUUGUCAAGGAUACAGAGCUGGGGUGAUUACGUAGAAACUAUCCGGUUAAGUUCAAACUCACUCACUGGAACACUACUACCUAGCCAGACUAGUCAGUUUUUGAGGCUGACUUCUCUCGAGGCGGCUGACAAUUCGCUGCAGGGUGAGCUGCCUUUUGUCUUAGGGAAUUAUCCUGAACUGAAAGUGAUUGACCUCAGCCGUAACCAGCUUAGCGGAUUCAUACCGGGAAAUCUUUUGGUGUCGGAGAAGUUGACGGAUCUAAAACUGUCGAACAAUAACUUGUCUGGUUCGCUUCCUCUACAGGAUGCAAGUAGUGCAGGGAACCUUAGCUUGACCAGUAUUGACCUGUCGCAUAACUCGCUAAGUGGAGUUCUCUCCGGGGAACUAACCAGAUUCCACAGUUUGGUUACUUUAGACCUUUCUUAUAACAACUUUGAAGGGAAUAUACCUGAUGGCCUCCCAGACAGCUUAAAGGUAUUCAUUGUCUCUGCUAAUAAUCUCUCUGGAAACCUGCCGGAGAGUCUUCUCCGGCGGUUUCCAGAUUCAGCGUUUCGCCCCGGGAAUAAUGAGUUGCUGAUUGAAACUCCUAAAGAUGGCAUAACCUUAGGAAAGCAUAAGUAUCAUCAUAUGAGAUCUUCCGUAAAGGCAGCUCUGAUCAUAGGCUUGGUCGUUGGUGCUUCUCUGCUUGCUCUUGUCUGUGUUUGGUUUCAUUGUAUGCUAAAGAGGCAGCACGAAGAGGACAAAGAGAAAAUGGAUGAUGUAACUGAUGAAAAGAGUAGCCUGCAGAAAAACGAACCUUCUCCUUCACCUUCUCCUGGAAAGAACAGUGUACCUUCGUCAUCUGUAACUUCCACUUCCACAACCAAGGCGAAGCUGCUUGUCUCUGAGCAUCCUUCAUCCUCCCAAGUAUCUGCUUCCUCCACUCCUUCCCUGUCUAGAAUCCACAACUCACCGGAUAACCCUAGGUCUCGCCAGACAUCCGUGAAACUGGACGGGAACCUGUACAUUUUCGACGCUUGUCUUACCACGCUCACAGCAGAGGAACUGUCUCGCGCUCCAGCUGAAGCCAUGGGAAGGAGCUGCCACGGAACGCUGUACAGAGCGGUGCUCGGUUCUGAUAACACCGUGUUAGCUGUCAAAUGGUUAAGGGAAGGGACUGCAAAAGGCAAGACGGAGUUCGCCAGGGAGAUAAAGAAACUUGGCAACAUCAAACACCCGAAUCUUGUUUCUCUUCAGGCUUACUAUUGGGGCCCCAAAGAACACGAGAAGCUUAUCAUAUCAAGAUACAUUGAUGCACCCUGCUUAGCUUUCUAUCUCCAAGAGGCUGGAUUGCUAAACCUCCCACCAUUGCUGCUAGAAAACCGUCUUAAAAUCACUCUAGACAUAGCCACUUGUCUUAGUCACCUGCACAACGAAGAAUCAAUCCCACACGGGAACCUAAAAUCAACCAACGUUCUCCUAAAACCACCCGAGCUCACUGCACUCCUAACAGACUACAGUCUCCACCGGUUGAUCACACCGGAAGCCACGUCAGAGCAAGUUCUGAACGCAGCCACUCUCGGCUACUGCCCUCCGGAGUUUGCUAGCUCCACCAAACCCUACCCUUCUCUCAAAAGCGAUGUGUACGCCUUUGGGGUCAUCUUGUUAGAGCUUCUCACGGGGAAAGUGUCGGGAGAUGUUAUAGAUGAUGAACAAGGGGUUGUUGAUUGGGUUGUUAUGCUCGUGGGACAAAACCGUGCCGUCGAGUGUUUUGACCCUUCCAUUGUUAAGACACACGCCUCUGGGGUUGGAGUUCUUAUUGAUGUCUUGCAGAUUGCUCUGAGCUGUAUCUCACAGGCACCGGAGAGACCAGACAUGAAAUCUGUCUGUCAAGAGCUCUUUAGAAUUGUUCUCAAAGGGACAAACUAGAAGAGAGAUCAUCACUCUUCGAUUCCUGUUUGUGUUGUACCAUAAUAUGAAACUGUAUAUCUUAAAUCAAUUGGUAACCCACUUAAAACCAUCAUACUGUAUAACAACUAUCUUCCACAUUCAUGGUUGAAGCAAAUCUUCUUAUAUAUUA
This is a messenger RNA of Raphanus sativus (radish), 3377 nucleotides long. Its product is annotated as LRR receptor-like serine/threonine-protein kinase GHR1. The transcript has 3 exons. The coding region runs from base 347 to 3226 and encodes 959 amino acids. Gene Ontology annotation, molecular function: protein binding; protein kinase activity; ATP binding. Lineage: Eukaryota; Viridiplantae; Streptophyta; Magnoliopsida; Brassicales; Brassicaceae. The record is from RefSeq and is a predicted model, not a curated record. Gene Ontology annotation, biological process: protein phosphorylation.